Molecule: messenger RNA, 912 nt
Organism: Acanthosepion pharaonis
Lineage: Eukaryota; Metazoa; Mollusca; Cephalopoda; Sepiida; Sepiidae
Source: the annotation of a GenBank genome assembly
AUGCUCAUCUCAUCACCAGAAAGGAGUAGCUUCCAUAUUCAGCAUCAAAUUCAAGACUUCGUGUCGUAUCUAUUUAUCUAUCUCAUUCUGUUCAUAUCUAUCUAUCUAUCUAUCUAUCUAUCUAUCUAUCUAUCUAUUAUUCUAUCUAUCUCAUUCUGUUCAUAUCUAUCUAUCUAUCUAGUUAUAUAUCUAUGUUCAUAUCUAUAUCUAUCUAUCUAUCUAUCUAUCUAUCUCAUUCUGUUUCUAUCAAUCUAUUUAUCUAUCUCAUUCUGUUCAUAUCUAUCUAAUUAUCUAUUUAUGUUCAUAUCUAUCUAUCUCUCUCUCUCUCUCUCUCUCUCUCUCUCUCUCUCUAUAUAUAUAUAUAUAUAUAUAUAUAUAUAUAUAUGUCAUUCUGUUCAUAUCUAUCUAUAUAUCUAUCUAUCUUCGUCUGUUCAUGUCAAUCUAUAUAUCUAUCUAUCUCAUUCUAUUUCUGUCUAUCUAUCUAUCUAUCUAUCUAUCUAUCUAUCUAUCUAUUUAGUUAUCUAUCUAUCUAUCUAUCUAUCUAUCUAUCUAUCUAUCUCAUUCUGUUUAUAUCUAUCUCAUUCUGUUCAUAUCUAUCUAUCUAUCUAUCUAUCUAUCUAUCUAUCUAUCUAUCUAUCUCUCUCUAUAUAUAUAUGUCAUUCUGUUUAUAUCUAUCUAUAUAUUUAUCUAUCUAUCUAUCUUAGUCUGUUCAUGUCAAUCUAUAUAUCUAUCUAUCUAUCUAUCUCAUUCUAUUUCUAUCUAUCUAUCUAUCUAUCUAUCUAUCUAUCUAUCUAUCUAUCUAUCUAUUUCUUCUCAAUAGAGUAUGUCAGGGUCUAUCUAUCUCUUGUCAAUAGAGUAUAUCAGGGUCAAGCCCUGAAAAUAUUUCUGAUGUUUGAAAUGAAAAACACUUAA